UUAAUUAAACUGAGUUAUGAUGGGAUGAAUAAAGAGGAUUUUUUAACAAAUUAAUUUAAAACAGUAAUUCUCACGAAAUACGACGGGAAAAACUUUCCUUCGAAUUCAAAGCUAGUGGACAUUCCAAUAUAGUUGAAUUUUUGUUAUAAUGAAGAAAAGUAUCACAAUCAUUGUUUUCUUAACUUUGGUUCCGUUUUCUUUACUCGAAGACAAAACGCCUACAAGUGGCGUAAACCAAAAUACUGACACUUUCAAAGAGCUCACUAUAAACUCAUUUAUUCCAUGCGCCACAAAAACUUUUAAAACAGCUGCUGAUAUGAUUGCUAACUGUAGCAUUGGUAUAGAACUAGAUGUUGUAUGUGUCGUUCCUCCAUGCCCACCUUAUACUUUAGCCUCACCCACACAGUGUAUUUACUUUUACAACGUGUUUAACUAUCCUACAGGGGCAUAUUGUGCAGCCAUCGCUGAAUUUUUAUUGGGUAUCAAUAACGAAGUUAGUUAUUCAAAUUGCUGUUCAUGAUUUUAUUGUUUAAUAAUACUAUGAAUUAACAUGUUGUAUAUGUAUAAACUUUUUCUGUACUAAAUUAAGAGUCAUA
Messenger RNA from Hydra vulgaris (swiftwater hydra), 596 nucleotides. The record is from RefSeq and is a predicted model, not a curated record. Lineage: Eukaryota; Metazoa; Cnidaria; Hydrozoa; Anthoathecata; Hydridae.